AUGGAUGUUGUCGACUCGUCUCGGCCUAUAGUCCCAUGUGUUUGUAUGAGAACACUGCGUCUUUCCGGAGCAAGUGGAGUUCAUUUGUUGAAGGCUAUUGGAGUGAAGUCUGGAACGAAUCUAUUUCAACAACCAACUGCAAGUUUGACGGCAUUUCAGCUAUGGGGUCACUUCAUGUUCCCUCGAGUUCCGAUGCCACCAGACGCAGUUGUGCCUGUUUCAAUUUCUGAGGCAAAUAAUCUAACAAUGAUUGUUAAUAACAAACUCAUCCAUGAACACCAGAAGAAAAUUGAAUUGAAACCGAUUGACAAUGCAGAAUAUUCCCCGUCGUCAGAUUACAAAGAAAGAGUGCCCGGCUUGAUGUUCAUCUCGUUACAGUUUGGGUCAAUGAAAUACGUUGUUGUUUUGUGCACUAAAGAAGAUGGGUUUUCGAAAGGAUCUCAUAUAGAGGUCCCGAGGCCGUGGAAAAAUCUAAUUCACAGUGACCAUAUGAAUGCUAAUGUUGAUGACAAUGUUGUACUACAAACCAUAUCAUGGGGAGAUCAGAUUGUUCUAAAAUCUGCACCUAUAUCAUCAAAUGAAGUUGAGAAAAAGGAACCGGUUGAUUUGUCAGUUGAUACAAAAUAUUGCUCAGACGCCAGCGGAUUUUCAUGUGAUCGCUGUGGCAAGGUGUUCAGUUAUUCCUACUAUCGUGACAAACACCUCAAGUAUACUAGAUGCGUUGACAACGGUGACAGGAAGUAUCCAUGUCCAAUCUGUCCAAGGUCAUUCGAAAAGAGGGACCGACUUCGAAUACACAUCCUACAUGUGCAUGAAAAUCACCGUCCUCAUUUAUGCACCGUGUGUGGGAAAGCCUUUAGUCAAUCAAGCAGUCUCAACAAGCAUCUUCGCAUUCACUCUGGAGAACGCCCUUACAAGUGUACAUUUUGUCCUAAAGCCUUCACGGCAUCAUCGAUACUUCGUACUCAUGUGCGACAACAUAGUGGUGAAAAACCCUUCAAGUGUGCACAUUGCGGGAAGCCAUUCGCAUCACAUGCUGCUCACGACAGCCACGUUAGACGUACCCAUGGUGGCAGUAAGGGUUGA
Necator americanus (New World hookworm) is the source of this 1086-nucleotide messenger RNA. RefSeq lists its product as uncharacterized. The coding region runs from base 1 to 1086 and encodes 361 amino acids. Gene Ontology annotation, cellular component: nucleus. NCBI's taxonomy places the organism in Eukaryota, Metazoa, Nematoda, Chromadorea, Rhabditida, Ancylostomatidae. The transcript has 10 exons. Gene Ontology annotation, molecular function: RNA polymerase II transcription regulatory region sequence-specific DNA binding. Gene Ontology annotation, biological process: regulation of transcription by RNA polymerase II. The record is from RefSeq and is a predicted model, not a curated record.